CGGGGCCGGGACCCCGGAGCGCGGGCCGGGAGCUCCCUCUGCGGGAGCGCGGCGGCGGCGCCCCUCCUUUCCCCUCCACGUCACGGGGGCCGCUCGGCGCUCUCCCACCCCCGGCGGAGGGAGAGCAAGUCCUUGGCAGGGCGCGCCGCCGAGGUGGCGGAGGAGGCGGGAGCCAGCGGCGGCAGCAGAGGGGCCGGGAGCCGGAGCGCAGCCGAGGCCCCCUCCGGGACGACCUCUGCAGCCGAGGGGACCCCGCUUCGGGGCUGCCCGCUCUCUUUCAAUGAAGAUAUUCAGAUGUUGUAUUAAAUACCCCCUGCAGCAGAAAGUCUUCAUCCUGUUUUUAACCCUGUGGCUGUUCUCCUUGUUGAAGCUUCUAAAUGUAGGAAGACUCCUCUUCCCUCAGAGAGGCAUUUACCUGGUGGAGCACUUCCUCAGCACCUCCCCUUUUGUAAGGAACAGAUACACCCAUGUUAACAACGAAAUCCGGUAUAAAGUUAACUGUUCGGGUGUCUAUGAACAGGAGCCUCUGGAAAUUGGCAAGACUCUGGAAAUUAGAAGAAGAGACAUCAUCGACUUGGAUGAUGAUGACGUUGUGGCAAUGACCAGCAAUUGUGACGUUUACCAGAUCCUAAGAAGGUACCAUCAAAAGCUCGUUUCAAGGGAAGAGAGAAGCUUCCCAAUAGCCUAUUCUUUGGUGGUUCACAAAGAUGCAAUUAUGGUUGAAAGGCUAAUCCAUGCGAUAUACAACCAGCACAAUAUUUACUGCAUCCAUUAUGACCGUACGUCACCCGACACCUUCAAAGUCGCCAUGAACAAUUUAGCUAAGUGCUUCUCCAAUAUUUUCAUUGCUUCCAAAUUAGAGACUGUGCAUUAUGCCCACAUUUCCAGACUCCAAGCUGAUUUAAAUUGCUUGUCAGACCUUCUCAAGUCUUCAGUUCAAUGGAAAUAUGUUAUCAACCUGUGUGGGCAAGACUUUCCUUUGAAGUCAAACUUUGAAUUAGUGUCAGAGUUGAAGAAACUCAAUGGAGCAAAUAUGUUAGAGACAGUGAAACCCCCUAACAGUAAAACGGAAAGAUUCACUUAUCACCAUGAGCUCAGACAGCUGCCUUAUGAAUAUGUGAAGCUACCAGUAAGGACAAACAUCUCCAAAGAGGCACCCCCUCAUAACAUUGAGAUAUUUGUUGGCAGUGCUUACUUUGUUUUAAGUCGAGCAUUUGUUAAAUAUGUUUUCAACAACUCCCUCGUUAAAGACUUCUUUGCCUGGUCUGAAGACACCUACUCGCCUGAUGAGCAUUUUUGGGCUACCUUAAUUCGGGUGCCAGGAAUCCCUGGGGAGAUUUCUCGGUCAGCCGAGGAUGUGUCUGACCUACAGAGCAAGACCCGCCUUGUCAAAUGGAAUUAUCACGAAGGCCUUUUCUAUCCCAGUUGUACUGGUUCUCACCGCCGAAGUGUGUGUAUCUAUGGAGCAGCAGAAUUGAGGUGGCUUAUCAAAGAUGGACAUUGGUUUGCUAAUAAAUUUGAUUCUAAGGUGGACCCUGUCUUGAUUAAAUGCUUGGCAGAAAAGCUUGAAGAACAACAGAGAGAGUGGAUCAAUUUGUCUUCAGAAAAGUUAUUUAUGGAUUAAAAAUCCCACAAUCUCAUCAUGAUAAAAUCAUGAUGGAAAUAAGGCAUCUGAUAAAUGGAGUUAAUAUGGAGUUGUAUACUAUCCCAAAUCCAGUACCAUAUGAGCUUAACUUUCUAAUUGUUUGAAAGGGAUCUAAAAUUCCAUGCACAAGGGAAAGUGACUUGGCCUUUGGUGACAACUAGCCUGCAGUUGGUUGAGUACUUUUGUUUGUUUCUUUAAAAAAACAAAGUUUUUUUUUAAUUGAUUUCAGAGAGGAAGGGAAAGGGAGAGAAACAUCAGUGAUGAGAGAGAAUCAUUGAUUGGCUGCCUCCUGCAUGCCCCCUACUGGGGAUCGAGCCUGCAACCCGGGCAUGUGCCCUGACCAGGAAUGGAAUCACGACCUCCUGGUUCAUAGGUCAACUCUCAACCACUGAGCCACACCAGCUGGGCCUGUUUGUUUCUGCCUGUAAUUUCACUGAGAUAAAUCAGAGUUCUUAAACAGCCAUCAGAUAUUUAUUGAUCUCCUACUGUAUGCCAGACAAUUUUUUAGAAAUGUGUAGCAAUUAAGUCCAAGUUUUAAUGACUUAUACAAUGCUCUCAAGGGAAUGUCUUUCCCUACUCACACAGCAACCUUAAUAUCUUAAGUUCGCCACGUAACAACCUGGAUCCUGCUGAGUAAGUUUUAGAGUGUGGUGAUCACCCAUAUAAACCUCCCAUUUCAGAAUAGCAUUUAAGUACAGUGACCAAUAUUCCACUUGUCUCUUAAUUCAACUCAUUCAACUUUUUCUAACCAUUAGAAUAUUAGAAGGAGAGACUUCACUACCUCAGAAGAGCUCAAAAAAUCGUCCAAUUUCCUGCUUGCCAAAGCAUAAUUUACCUUUUGGUGCCUCACUCAUUCAAUUCAGGGUCGGGAGACUCUGUGGGUGUGGCAUUUAUAGUGUCUGAAUGUUGGGGAGGUGUGUGGGGUAAGUAGGGGGAUUGAGACAUGUGGUAUCUGAAGAGGAACA
Messenger RNA from Myotis lucifugus (little brown bat), 2610 nucleotides. It is a transcript of the gene GCNT4, whose product is annotated as glucosaminyl (N-acetyl) transferase 4, core 2. The transcript has 2 exons. The record is from RefSeq and is a predicted model, not a curated record. Gene Ontology annotation, cellular component: membrane. NCBI's taxonomy places the organism in Eukaryota, Metazoa, Chordata, Mammalia, Chiroptera, Vespertilionidae. Gene Ontology annotation, molecular function: acetylglucosaminyltransferase activity. The coding region runs from base 281 to 1624 and encodes 447 amino acids.